Messenger RNA from Archocentrus centrarchus (flier cichlid), 5079 nucleotides. It is a transcript of the gene dgkb, whose product is annotated as diacylglycerol kinase, beta. Gene Ontology annotation, cellular component: plasma membrane. The transcript has 25 exons. Bases 281 to 2632 code for a protein of 783 amino acids. Gene Ontology annotation, molecular function: calcium ion binding; ATP-dependent diacylglycerol kinase activity. Gene Ontology annotation, biological process: phospholipase C-activating G protein-coupled receptor signaling pathway. NCBI's taxonomy places the organism in Eukaryota, Metazoa, Chordata, Actinopteri, Cichliformes, Cichlidae. The record is from RefSeq and is a predicted model, not a curated record.
GGGUGCUGCUGCUCCUUCGUCUUCUCUUUUCCUUACACAGAUACACACUCUUCCACUCCAUCUAAUUACACAACACCCACCUUGCCUUGCAGCUAAGAGAAGACCCAGAGGAGGACACGGCAGGAAUGUGAGUGAGAAGCUUCAUCUGAAAACGUCUGCCCAAAGGACUCCUCCCUCAUCUGUCUUGGUGAUUUACUCCAGAUCUGCAGCAGUGUGAGACGCCCUGCUGUGUGUUGCUGCACAGGGAAUGCACGGUGGAUAGAGACGUGGCCUGAACACAAUGAGCAGCCAGGACAAAUGGGUCACACUGACCCCAGCUGAGUUCGCCUUGCUACAGGAAUACGCUCAGUACUCAACCAAGAAGCUGAAGGAUGUGCUGCAGGAGUUCCAUGGAGAUGGUGUGUUGGCUAAAUACAAUCCAGAGGAGAAACAGGAAAUCCUCAGCCAGGAGAUCGACUUCCAGGGCUUUAAAGUCUUCAUGCAAACAUUCCUGGAGAGUGAACUCCCCGAGGAGUUCUGUCAGCACCUCUUCAUGUCGUUUAGCAACAAGGGACCCAAACCCAGUCCCUCAUCGUCUGACAGACCUCGAGUCUCUGGACUGAAGCUGAUCAAAGGCAACUCCACCCCUCUGAAGACACCUCCUCUGCCCAGGCCUCAGGAUGCAGUGCAGCUUAAGGACAUUGUGUGUUACCUCUCCUUGCUAGAGGGGGGGCGCCCCGAGGACAAGCUUGAAUUCAUGUUUCGCCUCUACGACACAGACGGAAACGGCUGUUUGGACAGCUCGGAGUUGGAGCACAUUGUCUCCCAGAUGAUGCAUGUUGCAGAGUACCUGGAAUGGGAUGUGACUGAGCUAAAACCAAUCCUUCAGGAAAUGAUGCAGGAGAUUGACUACGAUCACGACGGCACUGUAUCGCUGGAAGAGUGGAUCCAGGGAGGCAUGACCACCAUCCCACUGCUAGUCCUGCUGGGGCUGGAGACCAACGUAAAAGACGAUGGGCAGCACGUGUGGAGACUGAAGCACUUUAAUAAGCCAGCCUACUGUAACCUGUGUCUCAACAUGCUAAUUGGACUGGGGAAGCAGGGACUCUGCUGCUCAUUCUGCAAGUACACAGUCCACGAGCGCUGCGUGGCUCGUGCUCCGCUGUCUUGCAUCAAAACGUAUGUCAAGUCCAAGAAAAAUACAGAGGUAAUGCAUCAUUUCUGGGUGGAAGGGAACUGCCCCACCAAGUGUGACAAGUGUCACAAAACCAUUAAGUGUUACCAGGGUCUGACUGGGCUCCACUGUGUUUGGUGUCAAAUCACGCUCCAUAACAAGUGUGCCUCACAUGUGAAACCUGAGUGUGACUGUGGACCCCUGAAGGAUCACAUCCUGCCCCCCAACUCAAUCUGCCCCAUCGUCCUGGAAAGACAGUCUACGCUGAGGAAGGAUUCUCGGUCAAGUCAGUCAGGCCGAGGAAAGAUGCAGAGAGCCAACUCUGUCACAGUCGAUGGCCAAGGACUGCAGAUCACAACAAUAGAGGGCACUCAUCCUCUGCUGGUGUUUGUCAAUCCAAAGAGCGGGGGGAAGCAGGGAGAGAGGAUUUAUAGAAAGUUCCAGUAUCUUCUGAACCCAAGACAAGUCUACAACUUGGCUAAAAAUGGACCCAUGCCGGGGUUGAAUUUCUUCAGAGAUGUUCCUGAUUUCCGAGUGUUGGCCUGCGGAGGCGACGGCACUGUGGGCUGGAUCCUGGACUUCAUCGAUAAGGCCAACCUGGACAGGAACCCCCCUGUGUGCAUACUUCCUCUUGGCACGGGCAACGACCUGGCAAGAUGUCUGCGAUGGGGAGGAGGCUAUGAGGGUGAAAGCCUCCUUAAGAUCCUGCGGGACAUUGAGAACAGUACAGAGGUGAUGCUGGAUCGCUGGAAGAUUGAUGUCACACCCACAGACAAGGAAGAGCGAGGGGACCCGGUGCCUUACAGCAUUAUAAACAACUACUUCUCCAUCGGAGUGGAUGCCUCGAUUGCACAUCGUUUCCAUGUUAUGAGAGAGAAGCACCCCGAGAAGUUCAACAGCAGAACAAAGAAUAAGCUGUGGUACUUUGAGUUCGGCACUUCGGAGACUUUUUCGGCCACAUGUAAGAAGCUCCACGACUUUCUGGAGGUUGAGUGCGAUGGCGUUACCCUGGACCUCAGCAGCAUUUCCUUGGAAGGCAUCGCCAUCCUCAACAUUCCCAGCAUGCACGGCGGCUCCAACCUUUGGGGCGAAAGCAAGAAGAGGAGGGGUAACCGCAAGGGAGGAAAGAAGAGUCAAGACAAAAGGACGCCGGUGAUCGACCCCAAAGAACUCAUGUUUGCAGUUCAAGACCUGUCUGAUCAGCUGCUGGAGGUCGUGGGGCUUGAAGGAGCCAUGGAGAUGGGUCAGAUCUACACUGGCCUGAAGAGCGCUGGAAGGCGCCUGGCACAGUGCUCCUCUGUGACCAUCAGAACCAGUAAAUCCCUUCCAAUGCAGAUCGAUGGGGAGCCUUGGAUGCAGACGCCCUGCACUAUUGAGAUUGUCCACAAGAACCAGGCCCCCAUGCUGAUGGGACUGCCACAAGGUCGAAGCUUCUUCUCUUCGCUCAUCAGACGAACUCGCACCGAGAGCAAAGAUUGAAUCUCCAAGACCUCCGAGUGCUCACACACACCUGCAGGGCACCAGUCACCGGUUGAUCUUCACUGGGCCCGUUUGUAAAGGAGCUCUUUGUCUGAUUGAUAGCCCAGCGUACGGUAGCAAACUGUAGGUUCAGUAUGUGUCGCCUGCAGCGUGGAGACGUCACUGAGGAGCCCGCAUCGGAUCCAGUGUGAGGCGAGUUUAGGACUGACACUUUCCUCUACAGUCUGUGGUGUACUUUAGCUCCAAAAAUACUGAAGCUAUUUAUGGAAGUUCAUUUCUGUUCUUCUAUUUUCUAAACUUCUGUUUUUAUUCAUUUUUUUUUGCUGUUGUGCUCUGUGCCAUGUGGAGCUAACCCACAGUUGAAUGUGUUUUGUGAGAUGUAUUUAUUUAUUUAUUCAUAUUUAACUGCUAUUGAUGUUUUCUAAUGUUUUAUUUUUGUAUUUGCAUACCCCUGGUGCAUGAUGGACAGUGAAAGAGGCUGCUGCUGUUGGAGCUGACAUAUCUGGAGUUUGCAUCUGAUUUUUUUUCCCUCCCCAAGUGUUUAGUAAGAAGUGAAGUGUCUUUGCCCAGCAUCUCUUCUGCGCUUCACUCACGAAUGGCUUCAAAUAGUGCAACGACAGAGAAUCACAUUUGCUUUCUUUUAAUGUUUCUUGCAAGUCAUCCUUGUCAUGUUUUGAUUGGCUCUGUUGCUUCUCCGUCAGUGGAAAGAUUAGGAAUGAUUAUUGAUUGUUCAUAAAAAAUGCAUGACACUCUUUGUUUUACGUCGCACGAGAGAUUUCCAGACAGUUUUACCAAAUGUGUGCACACCUUUUGUUGCAUGAGUGACCGAGAUCUCUUUUGACACUUAUGGAAAUUGUUGAUUUUUUUUUUUUUAUCUGCAUCUACAGCGCAGCUCAACCACAUCAUCCUUUAUCCGCAUUUUUAUGGGAUCCUGUGUUUUGUUAACAGGUACUCGGGCACAUUAUCAUGAAAAUCUGUGAAAAGCCACAGAAAACUACAGUAUUCAAUUAGACUUCUUAUCGGUACUGCAAAUGUAUAGUUAUGUUCACAAGAAUCAGUUUGACCUUCUGUGGUCAUUGAUUUGUUCUGAUGUCUGUUGGUGAGGAUUUACAGUCCACUGCGCAUACAAGCACACAUUAAGCAGUUAAAGGCUACCUACAAAAUGACUAUUCAUGUAUAUAUAGUACUGUUAAAAAGCCUAAUUUCUUUAUAUUUUACUUCCAACUAGACAGGCUUUCUUGUAAUUUUUUAAAGUGGUCUUGCGUAACAACAAAAAAAGGAUAUUGUGGAGGUGAGGUCGCAGAGGACAAAAAGUGGCAGGCCUAAAAAAAAACUGUAUGAUGAACUGUAUGAAGGUCAUGUCCUUCAGAAAUAGGAAAAGACCCGACAGAGAACCUGAGAGAUGCAUCUGGCCCUUCAGUUAAUCCAUCUAUUGUUCAUAGAUGUUCUACUGCAUUUCGACCAGUGGUGUUGGGGAUCUCGUCAAAGUUGAUGGAAUUAUGGACACAGAAAAGCACCAAGAGAUUUUGAUCCAACCUGCAAUUCUAUAUGGAAAGCAUCCGAUUGGCAACAUCUUCAUUUUUCAGCAGCAGUGAUCCCAAACACACCAAUGCAGUAAAAACAUACCCGGAUAGGAAAGACACACACACUGUCAGUUAUGGAUUGACCUCUCCAGAGCCCGAACCUCAACAUUGUUGAAGCAGUGUGGGAUCAUCUUGACAGAGAAGAAAACAAAAGGCAGCAAACAUCCAAAGAAGAGCUUUGAAUGUCCUUCAAGAAGCCUGGAGAACUGUUCCUGAAGACUACCUAAAAGUAGUAAAUUAUAAGAAAGCUUCCUAAGAGAGUUCAGGCAUACCAGGCACAGGUUUGGACACACUGGGUGAGUGUGUCCAAACCUGUGCCUGGUACUGUAUAUAUCAAGAGAGAGCAAGAAUCAAUACUGAAAAUCUGUUCCAUCCAAUAACAGUCACUAACAUAUGCAAUUUAUAAAUAAUUCAUGAGUGUCCUCCUUAAUACAAACGAUUUGCUUUAUUGUGGGUGGUAUUGGUAGUGAUUCAGUGCAUUUCUGCACUUAUUCAUUUCAUUCAGGCUCAACAAAGACAAAAACUCUCACUCAUUCACAUUGUGGGGAUAAUAUGUUACAGACCUUACAGUGAUAAAUGCAUUUGUUUUUACAGAACUGCACUUCUGCAUGUUUUGGCAAGACUUUUAGGCUUGACUGUUUCAGUCUUUAAAACUCAUCAGACCGAGGUGCGAUGAGUCUCCCGUGUCCUUUUGCUUUGUACGGUGUAGCGUUUAUACAGUGAGGUUGUAUUUUUGUACACAGUAUUACUUAUUUUUCAGCUUUUUGCUUCAACUCGCCAUGUUGUUGUUGCCUAAAAAGAAAUUAUGCCUGCCAGAGUUGACUGAGAAAAAUGAUUGAAACAAUAAAAAAGCUUGUUGUUUGA